Babesia microti strain RI is the source of this 957-nucleotide messenger RNA. RefSeq names its product Mitochondrial carrier protein. The transcript is spliced from 2 exons. Gene Ontology annotation, biological process: mitochondrial phosphate ion transmembrane transport. Gene Ontology annotation, molecular function: phosphate transmembrane transporter activity. The record is from RefSeq and is a predicted model, not a curated record. Bases 1 to 957 code for a protein of 318 amino acids. NCBI's taxonomy places the organism in Eukaryota, Apicomplexa, Aconoidasida, Piroplasmida, Babesiidae. Gene Ontology annotation, cellular component: mitochondrial inner membrane.
AUGAAUUACGGAGAUUGGGAUGCCAGAAUAUCCUCGCCCAUUACCAGACAACCUCAUCCCAUGGUUCAUGACAUGUCCUACUACUCCAAAUGUAUGCUUGGCGGUAUUAUAUCUUGCGGCCUAACACAUACUUUGGUUACACCGCUUGAUGUUGCAAAAUGCAAAAUUCAGGUUUAUCCCAAAAUUUAUUGUGGUUUCAUAAAAUCUAUUUCCAUUAUAUCUAAACAAGAAGGUUUUAAUGGAUUGGUUAGAGGAUGGCGUCCAACUUUGAUUGGUUAUUCAAUGCAAGGAUUGGGUAAAUUUGGCCUAUACGAGAUUUUCAAAGAUUUAUAUGCCAAUGCCAUUGGCGAAGAGAAUGCUGCCAAAUACAAGGGAUUAAUGUGGUUAAGUGCAUCAGCAUCCGCUGAGCUUUUUGCAGAUGUUUUACUAUGUCCAAUGGAAAUGGUAAAGGUUAAGAUGCAAACGGCACCGGCAAGCGAAAAUUGGCCAAGUGGUCUCAUAUCUGCCACUUGUCGUAUGCAUAAGCAGGCAGCUGAAACCAAAUUCCCAUUUGGCAGUCUCACUCCAUUAUGGAGUAGGCAAAUACCAUAUACCAUGGCCAAGUUCUUCUUCUUUGAAAAAGUAGUGCAAUUUUUUUACUCUAAUAUUUUUACCAGACCAAAAAAUGAGUACUCCAAACAGACACAGCUGGGCAUUACUUUUGCGUCAGGUUAUUUGGCGGGUAUAAUUUGUGCCGUAGUAUCCCACCCUGCCGACAGUUUAGUCUCACAACUUGGUAAGAAGGAAAAUAAGGGCAAAAAAUUAUCUAUUAUUGCCAAAGAAAUAGGUGCCAAAAAUUUGCUAACUAAAGGCCUGGGAACCCGUGUUCUUAUGAUCGGAACUCUUACUGGUUUCCAAUGGUGGAUUUAUGACACAUUUAAGACCGCAAUGAACAUGGGUACAACUGGGGGAAAGUAA